This is a messenger RNA of Ostreococcus lucimarinus CCE9901, 669 nucleotides long. RefSeq lists its product with no specific name. The record is from RefSeq and is a predicted model, not a curated record. The coding region runs from base 1 to 669 and encodes 222 amino acids. The transcript is spliced from 2 exons. NCBI's taxonomy places the organism in Eukaryota, Viridiplantae, Chlorophyta, Mamiellophyceae, Mamiellales, Bathycoccaceae.
AUGCCGAGCGCGCGGGAGUUGAGCCAGAAUGUUCGAAAUUUGAGUGGGCCCAUGAGCGGCGCGGCGAGGCGAGCGAAGGGGGCGAUGCGACCGGGAAACGGCGGACGAGGCGCGAGGAACAGAGCCGAUGACGUCAUCGAACGACGAAGGAAGAUAGAGCGAGAGAUGAAGAGUCAGAUGGUGGAGAAAGAGGUGGAGUCGCUGGUGAAGAAACGGGCUCGCCGAGCGUUAGACGUUGAGCGCAUAGAUUUGCGCGAUGGAAGCAUUCUGUUUAAAUUUAAGGUGCAGAACGAACCCGCGGUGAGCGCGGAGGAGGAGCGUCUGUUGGCGAUGGAGGUGGAAAAGCGUCUUUGGGGCGACACCAAAACGAAUGAUAACGUCAUCGCUCGUUGGUUCAUGACUGUGAAAUACCUCGCGUCGACUCUGAGCUUCGAGAACGCCCUCGUAUACGUCGCGACGACCCCAUUCAGGAUGGUUUUUUGGAGUCUGGCGUACGUCUUGCGCGCCGUCUUUUGGAUCGUCACCGGUCGCUCGGGCGUCUCCGUUCGCGCCUCGGGACGCGCCAAGCGACAGUUACGGCAAAUCAACACCGUCGUCACCACCGGUCCCGAGCGCGGGUUCAACCCUUUCGGGAGCGUGAAAAGCCGUCCGAACUGGCGCGCCGAAUAA